UUGAAAAAACCAAACCAAUUUUCUUUUCCUACCACUUCGACUGGAGCGCGCCUUUUCCCUGUCCUCCUACUUCCAUGGCUGCAAUGAGUACGAGCUCCACCACACCCGCUCGAUUACUUGCAUUUCCAUUACGACACCGUUUCCACGACCAUUCGCGGAGUUCCCUGGCCUUUAAUAAACCUCUUCCAAGAGCUCCUAGACUCAUUUGCAUGGCGGAGCCCUAUUUGAUUACAAAGCUGGAUUCUGCCGAGAAGACGUGGAAAGAGUUAUCGGUUAAGCUGGCUGAUCCAGAUGUCGUGUCAAAUCCUAGUGAAUACCAGAAGCUGGCACAGUCCGUGGCUGAGCUCGACGAGGUUGUGACAAUCUAUAAGAAUUACAAAGACUGCGAGAAGCAGUUACAAGAGACAAAAGCUUUAGCAAAAGAUGCUGGCAAUGAUGAGGAUAUGGCAGAGAUGAUAUCUUAUGAAAUUGAAUCUUUAUCCAAUCAAAUCAAAGAACUGGAAGGGAAGCUCAAGAUGCUACUCCUUCCUAGUGACCCUCUUGAUGCAAGAAAUAUAAUGCUUGAAGUAAGGGCUGGUACUGGUGGUGAUGAAGCUGGAAUCUGGGCAGGUGAUCUUGUUCGUAUGUAUGAGAAGUACAGUGAGAGGAAUAAUUGGAGGUACAGCGCAGUUUCAAGCUCAGAGGCUGAAAAAGGAGGAUUCAAGACCUAUGUGAUGGAGAUAAAAGGAAAACGUGUAUACAGCAAAUUAAAAUAUGAAUCUGGUGUUCACCGGGUUCAACGUGUUCCUCAAACAGAAACGCAGGGUCGUGUGCAUACUUCCACUGCAACUGUUGCAAUCAUGCCAGAGGCGGAUGAAGUUGAGGUGGUUAUUGACCCAAAAGAUAUUGAACUGACAACAGCAAGGUCUGGGGGUGCUGGAGGGCAGAAUGUCAAUAAGGUGGAGACAGCUGUUGAUCUUGUCCAUAAACCAACGGGCAUCCGCAUCUUUUGCAGUGAAGAAAGGUCUCAACUCCAGAACAAGCAUCGUGCCUUUCAGUUGCUGCGAGCAAAAUUGUAUAAGAUAAAAUUGAGAGAGCAGCAAGAGUUGAUUAGGAAUCAACGGAAAUCACAGGUUGGUACUGGUUCUCGUGCAGAAAAGAUUCGGACAUACAACUUUAAGGACAAUAGAGUGACUGACCACCGGUUAAAGACGAACUAUGAGCUCACCUCUUUUCUUGGUGGUGAUAUAGAGAACGCAGUUCAGGCUUGUACUUCCCUGGAACAGCAGGAACUCCUGGAAGAACUCGCUGAAUCUGUAGGAGCUCCAGCUGGCUAAUUUGUAGCCUUCUGUGAUAUCUAUACCGCCGGACUGGAUAAUCAGGAAAUCUUUGCUGGAAAAAAAAAUUUGUUCAAAAUGGGGCAGUCCUCCUAUAUGAUUAUCCUGGACAGGCACAUUUUUUUUAUUUUUUUAAAUUUCUUGUUGACAGAGGUUAAAUAGCUGAGGUCCAAUUUGAAUCUGGAAUUUUUGUAUUCCGUUAUAUCCAGAGCUUAUAUGUACAGAUCAAAUUUCCAUGUUUUUAAUUUUCACAUUGGAUUAAUUCCAGGACAGAGUUGACAUUGCAAAAA
Prunus dulcis (almond) is the source of this 1606-nucleotide messenger RNA. RefSeq names its product peptide chain release factor APG3, chloroplastic. The transcript is spliced from 15 exons. Bases 75 to 1316 code for a protein of 413 amino acids. Lineage: Eukaryota; Viridiplantae; Streptophyta; Magnoliopsida; Rosales; Rosaceae. Gene Ontology annotation, cellular component: chloroplast. Gene Ontology annotation, biological process: translational termination; plastid translation; chloroplast organization. Gene Ontology annotation, molecular function: translation release factor activity, codon specific. The record is from RefSeq and is a predicted model, not a curated record.